UACAACAGGCAGCCGCAGUUUCUUCCUUUUUUUUUUUUCAAGUUUCUAUUUUUGGUGCUGACUCACACACUCUUUAUCAUAACAGAGCCUUUUACAUCAUAUUGUUUUCAGUGCACCUGCAAGCGCGUUUAAAAUUGUUUUUUUUUUCUCCUCCCUCCCAUCUAUGUAUUAUUUAUUUAUCACCAACUAAUACAUUCUCGACACGCGUGUGCGUUAAUUUAUAACUAAGUAGUGCGACGAUUAAUGCUUAUAUGUUAGUGUGUCUACCUGAUACACCCAAUAGCAGCUGCUGCCAAGUUGUUUAGGGGGGAGUAUUUAACUUUGACGUUUAUUUUGUGUGCAUUGCAAAUCAGGUGGUGAUGAGUCCUUUGCAACAAGACAACUUGAUGGCUCUGUUAUCUAUGUCUGGCUUUAUCAUAGCUAGAUAGCUUUUAUCAGUACUUAUAUAUCUCCAAGUUGACUUUAUUAAACGUCAGUGUUGAUCAGAAACAUGACUGAUACUCCUAGAAUAGCUCCUUUUCCCCAAUCCAUGUCACUGCUCUCGUUGAGUAAGAGCAGUUUGUACAACAGACGCGUAACCAGUUCCAAGGACAACACGGCUAGCCGUGAACCACCAGAAAAUUUGGUAACUGAUAACGCACGUUCCUUUGAUUACGAGGAGUUGAAUUGGAAUGUGAUUGUUGACGAUCAUGAACCACCUAUUCCUGCUAGAAGUUACAAAAAUUACCAUGGAAGCGAUAAUAGAACUAAAAAUCAUGCUAACGAGCCUGCUGGAGUAAUCAAAAACAUAAGCUUCAACAUGUCACUGGAUCACAUGUUCUGCUCGAGAUGCCGAGAAGGCUUCGAGCCAAACGAGAAAAUAGUCAAUUCCAACGGAGAACUGUGGCACCCCUCGUGCUUCGUCUGUGCCCAGUGCUUCAGACCAUUUCCAGAUGGAACCUUCUACGAGUUCGAGGGAAGGAAGUACUGCGAGCACGACUUUCACGUUCUCUUUGCCCCUUGCUGUGGAAAGUGCGGGGAGUUCAUCAUUGGGAGAGUCAUCAAAGCCAUGAACGCCAACUGGCACCCGGGGUGCUUCAGGUGCGAGGAGUGCAACGGCGAAUUGGCCGAUGCUGGAUUCAUCAAGUGCCAAGGCAGAGCUCUCUGUCACGAGUGCAACGCCAGAGUCAAGGCCGGCGUGCUGGGAAAGCACAUCUGUUACCAGUGCCAUGGCGUCAUCGACGACAAACCGCUGCGGUUCCGCAACGAGGUCUACCAUCCUUACCACUUCAGUUGCACCACCUGCGGGGUCGAGCUCAACUCCGACGCGAGGGAAGUCCGCUCGAGAGCCGGAUACGCGGCCAACGAAUUGAACGAGCUGUAUUGCCUGAGGUGCCACGACAAGAUGGGCAUACCGAUCUGCGGAGCUUGUCGUCGACCGAUCGAGGAGCGGGUGGUCACUGCUCUUGGAAAACACUGGCACGUGGAGCAUUUCGUCUGCGCCAAGUGUGAAAGGCCCUUCUUGGGGCAUCGGCAUUACGAGAAAAAGGGCCUCGCCUACUGCGAGACUCACUACCACCAGUUGUUUGGGAAUCUUUGUUACGUGUGCAAUCAGGUCAUCGCUGGGGAUGUUUUCACCGCGUUGAACAAGGCCUGGUGCGUCCACCACUUUGCCUGUGCCUUCUGCGACCAAAAGAUGAACCAGAAGACGAAAUUUUUCGAAUUCGAUCUGCGGCCCGCUUGCAAAAAGUGUUACGACAAGUUCCCGACCGAGCUCAAGAAACGACUACGCCGCAUGCACGAUUUCACCUCCAAGAGGGCACCUACCACCACGACGGCAUCAUCAUGAAAGUAAAGGACGCGGCUCGACAUUUUUACAAUUUAAAGAUUUCUAUUGCCAUAUAGUGUGUAACAUAUUUACAUAUGAAUAACGUUUUUAAAUCAAUUUUUACAAUUUGUCGCGCGAGUAACAUACAAUCGCUUGUUUCGGUCAGAUUCAUCCGUCAAAAUAGUUUUUUUAACAAAAGUUUAGUAUAAUACAUAUACGUAACAUUGAGUGAGAGUGCGUGCUGUUUAAUAUUUGUGUUGUUGGCUUCCCCAACGUAUAAUUAUAAACUCACGACAACUUGAGCGUGAAAUAACUCUCUUGCUCGGUAAAUGAGUUUUGUUGUUGACAUAGUAAUAAAUAAUAAAGUGCUUUUACAGUAAUUAU
Messenger RNA from Copidosoma floridanum, 2191 nucleotides. It is a transcript of the gene stck, whose product is annotated as LIM zinc finger domain containing stck. Lineage: Eukaryota; Metazoa; Arthropoda; Insecta; Hymenoptera; Encyrtidae. Gene Ontology annotation, biological process: positive regulation of integrin-mediated signaling pathway; cell-cell junction organization; cell-cell adhesion. The record is from RefSeq and is a predicted model, not a curated record. Gene Ontology annotation, cellular component: cytoplasm; focal adhesion; cell-cell junction.